AUGGCAGACACACUACCAGUCAAAGUCACAUACUGUGGAGUAUGCACGCUACCACCAGAAUACUGCGAGUUCGGUGGCACAACGAAGAAGUGUGAAGAAUGGCUAGAGAGCGAGCACCCAGACAUGCACCAGAAGCUAUAUUCGCAAGAAGCGCUCGCGCAGAACCUCUCCACGCUCUCCGUCGAAGCGCAGAAACGCGCCGAAAAAGACGCAGCGAAGAAAGCAACCAAAGCCGCAUCUGCCGAGAAACGCGAGGCCGAGACCCGCGCCUCCUCCAAGAUCACAAUCAAGCGCAUCGAGCGCACCAAGCGCAAGUACGUCACCGCCGUCUCCGGCCUGGAGGCGUUCGGCCUCGAUAUCAAGAAGGUGUCCAAGGACUUUGGCAAGAAGUUCGCCACGGGCGCAAGCGUGACGAAGCUGCCCGGCGGCGGCGAGGAGAUUACGGUCCAGGGUGAUCUGAGCGAGGAUAUUGAGGAGUUUAUUCUCGAAAAGUAUAAGGAUGUCCCUGAGGAUAAUAUUGAGUUGGUCGAGGAUAAGAAGAAGAGCAAAGGCGAGAAGGCCGCGGCAAAUGUGCCUGCACAGUAG
Molecule: messenger RNA, 585 nt
Organism: Didymella exigua CBS 183.55
Lineage: Eukaryota; Fungi; Ascomycota; Dothideomycetes; Pleosporales; Didymellaceae
Product: density-regulated protein DRP1
Exons: 4
Coding region: 1-585 (194 amino acids)
Biological process (GO): translation reinitiation; formation of translation preinitiation complex
Molecular function (GO): mRNA binding; translation initiation factor activity
Source: RefSeq, a predicted model, not a curated record